UUAGAUAACUGAAGCAGUUAAGUCUGUAACCGAUAGAAAGACCCAAUUUCAUUAUGACCAACACCAGAAGGUUUUAGGACUCCCCUGAAGAACAAUGUGUGACUGGACAACUGUGUGUGGGCACCUGUUUGCUGCUUGCAGACCGUCCCCAUGAGGGAGCAACGUUAAGUGGAUGUGACUGCUCUGAUUGCACUCCAUGGGAAAGCGAGAAGAAAUAGCCAACCUCUGAUCAACAACGCGUCAUAUAAUGUUUCAACGGACGCCCCUCCCCCUGUCUCGUUUUCCCCCCUCACUCAACCUCUCCUUUGACUCACAGAGGCGGCUCACCACUGGUGCACGGACCGUGGAGGAUACCGGCAGAAGAUGGCUGACUUAGCCGCGCACCUCAAGCCCUCGGCGGCAUCACCAGCGUCACACGGGCCGCUGAAAAGCUGCAAGACAUCCGCCGUCUGGCGAGUGUAAACAGCUGCCUCUCUCACCCCCUCCUCACCCCUCCUCACCGCAGAAGUAUCUCAGAGAAAACAUGGCAGAGAUGGAAAAAGAGGGCAGACCUCCGGAAAAUAAAAGAAGCCGAAAACCAGCUCACCCAGUGAAAAGGGAAAUAAAUGAAGAGAUGAAGAGUUUUGCAGAGAACACCAUGAACGAGCUGCUGGGCUGGUAUGGCUAUGACAAGGUGGAGCUGAGAGACUCUGACAACCUGGAGAUAGGGGAGACGCCACAGCACAUCUCUGUCCUCAAAGAAAACUUGUUGCCAAAAAUCCCAGCUUCAACAGAGAGCAGCGAAGCCUCUCCGGAUCGAGCCAACAGCUCCCAGUCUUUGCCAACUUCCAGGAACGGAGUCACAGAGUCCUCCACCACUCCGUCCACCUCCAUGCCCAGUACCAAGGAACAUGGCAACCUGCCCAUCAUUGUCCCCAUGAUCCCCCCGCCACUGAUCAAGCCCCCAGCAGAUGAAGAUGCAUCCAAUGUGCAGAUCAUGUGCGCCUGGUGCCAGAAGGUCGGUGUCAAGCGUUAUUCUCUGAGCAUGGGGAGUGAGUUGAAGAGCUUCUGCAGUGAGAAGUGCUUCGCCGCCUGCCGCAGGGCCUAUUUUAAGAGAAACAAGCUGGGAUAUAUAAGGAAUUACACUGCGAGAGACGACGAUGGCCUCGGUGGGAAAUUACCCCAGCACAGCUUUACUCAGGACACGGCCAGGCUUGUCUUCAAGACAAACAGCGAUGUGCUUGUGUGUGACUGGUGCAAACAUAUACGCCACACUAAGGAGUACCUGGACUUUGGUGCUGGUGAGCGAAGGCUGCAGUUCUGCAGUGCCAAAUGCCUGAAUCAAUAUAAGAUGGACAUUUUCUACAAGGAGACCCAGGCUGCACUGCCUGGAGCAUUGUGUAACCCAGGACAUGGGGCUGGUGGGGAUGGUAAGAUGGAUUGCAGUGGAGGGGUCCAGCUGCUUACUCCUGAAUCCUGGGGGACACCGUUAACAGACUUCCGGCGUAAAGCUCCUUCACCAGGGGGGCCUAACAACACCUCUGCACUUGCCCCUUCCACUUCUUCGUCCACCCCACCCUCGGAUACUGCUGCCGUCUGCUCCCCCUCCUCCUCCUCAGCCAAGAUCCCCACACCCAGACCCCACGAGAGCCCCACACUUCACCCUCCGCCUGUUCCCACUUUGCAUCCACCUGUUGGGGUUCCUCCUGGUAGCCCUCCCAUGGUGAUGACACCCCGGGGACCCAUGCCCCUGCCACUUUUCAUGGAGCAUCAAAUGAUGCAGCAAAUGCGUCCACCAUAUCUUCGACCUUCUGCCCACCCAGGGGGGCCCCAUAGCCCCCUGUCAAACCCUAUCAUCCCUGGUAUUGGUCCACCACCUCCUCCUAGGACCAUGGGUUCAGCAUCAAGCCCCAUGCACAGGCCCCUGCUGUCUCCACAUGUCCACCCCUCAUCCAAUCCCAACCCUGGCAUGAUGCACCAUGGUCUCCCCAUGCCAGGCCUACCCCCUUUCCCCCCAGUCAACAUGAUGCCCAAUGGACGCAUUCCUCUGCCACCAAUGAUGAACUUUGGCAUGGCGUCCUUGGCCCCAUUGGUACCCCCACCAACUCUCUUGGUCCCUUAUCCUGUCAUUGUACCCCUCCCAGUCCCAAUCCCUAUUCCAAUCCCAAUUCCCUUCAGCCCCAAAACAUCCAGGGACCAGCCAGAGAAUAGUGGCACUUUUUGCAGUGCUCCAGAGUCAUCCGAAGCUUCAGCUUCUGGACCUCACUCUCCACGUUCCUCUGGUGGUGACAGAGGGGAGCAGAAAGUAGAGCCAGCUGAUGCAGAGCGUCUCUCUCCUGGAAACUCACAGAGAAGCAGGACAUCGCGGGUGGACUUGACAGUGAAGGCAGAGGAUAAUUCAGGCAACCUGUGUCUAACCAGCGGCCCUGGAAUGAUGGAUGGGGUGAUUGAUCUAACUGUGGGCCAGAGGCCAUGCCAACAGCAGGUAAUUCAAAGGAUGCUACCUGGGGUCCAGGUCAAAAUAGAGGCAGAGGCUGAAUCAAGAUCUCCACCAGCUGCUGGGCUUUUUUGGGAAGGAAAGGGCAGUCGUAAUGGGGGGAAAGGGGCCCUCUCACAGGACCUUCUCAGUGCUACAAAGCUAGAAGGGGUCACACACCUAAACACACUGGAAUCAUCAGGCCCACCCUCCAGCAACAGCAGCUCUUCUUGUCAUGAGGAUCUUCCAGUGAGCCAGCUAAAUCCUUGUAACUCCAACCAUACCCCACCACCCUUGCCCAGCACAGGACAGACCCAACCCCUGCCCCACCUCCAAAUAAGCCCUGCUGCCCCACGUAACGUCAUAGUUAAUGGUACGGGAUGGCAUUCCCUUCUCACUCCUGCCUUUGAGUCUUACCCUGAUCGAAGGGGAGACAGUGUUGCAGGAGAAGGAGAGGCAGAGGAGCGGACAGCCAACGGUGAGCUGGAGCAUGAGGCACUGAAAGAGAACAAUUGCUCAGUUGGAGAUUGGGAGCCAGGGAAGCGGGGCUCAGUGCAAGACGAGAUGGCGGACACAGUGGAGGGUAAGCCAGAUCCUGACUCCAACACGGAGGAAGGUGAGCACGCCUAUGCCCUGCCGCUGCUGUCUACCGGAGGCUGUGUGGUCAUCCAACCUGUGCCAAAGCCUGGCGCUGACAAGACAGCCAUCCUGUCCUGCUCCAUCAGUGCCCCUUUAUCAACAGACGGGAGUCCUGAGCUGGAGCCGCCGCUAAAGAGAAGGUGUCUGCGAAUCCGCAAUCAAAACAAAUGAGAUGGACGCUCUGAGGACCACAGUGCCAUCAACGAAUCUCACUUGUCCACCCCAUACCUCCAAAUCCAACCCUUCCCAACUACACCACCGCACACACACACACACACACACAUGCACAUUUUUCUUGUUCUCAUUCAUUGUCCAGUCUACCAGCACCACAAAUCGCCUUCGACGACUGAUGAGAGUCCAACCAAACAUGUUGAUGUGUAUUAUAGUAGAGCAGACAGGACUACUUCUGUCCAUGUGACAGAUCCUCUGAUGGACUUGAACUUCCACGGACUUGAUGUUGUGGCCAGCAGGAUUGCUUGACCUUUGAACUGCAGACAGUAUGUCCCAGCAACAGCAGGACGUUACCCAGCUGCUUCUCUCCUCACUUAGGGACUCUCAGCCCGCACUGCCCCUUCUACCUGAUCUCCCCUCCCCUAUCAAAGCAAGUGCUCUCCAUAUUAUCUGUUACUAUGGAAAGCAGCAGAGUGAUAGGUGAAGGAUCCCCAAAGACAGAUUUCCGUGCACCAAUGAAAUGCUCCAACCUGGUAGCACACCACAGGUACAAAAAUCUCCAGUAAGUGAUCAUUUUUCUUCACUCAACUUGUCACUAAGGUAUAAACUGAUCUUAUAUAAAACAUUAUUUUUUGGGGGUUAUUCCCUUAUUCCAGAGUGACAGUGGAUAGACAGGAAAAGUGGGAGAGAGAUGGGGGAUGACAUGCUAAGGCUGCAGGUCGGAUUCGAACCCAGGCCACUGCAAAGGCCGCUGUCUAUAUGAGGGCGCACAUGCUCACUGGGUGAGCUAGAGGUCACCCCAUCUUUCAAUGUUUAGAACGUAGAGCCACAGAGCUGAGAAGAAAUAGCCGAAAGU
Molecule: messenger RNA, 4121 nt
Organism: Etheostoma cragini (Arkansas darter)
Lineage: Eukaryota; Metazoa; Chordata; Actinopteri; Perciformes; Percidae
Gene: sobpa
Product: sine oculis binding protein homolog (Drosophila) a
Exons: 8
Coding region: 524-3265 (913 amino acids)
Biological process (GO): animal organ development
Cellular component (GO): nucleus
Source: RefSeq, a predicted model, not a curated record